Uncinocarpus reesii 1704 is the source of this 483-nucleotide messenger RNA. RefSeq lists its product as uncharacterized. The coding region runs from base 1 to 483 and encodes 160 amino acids. The record is from RefSeq and is a predicted model, not a curated record. The transcript has 2 exons. Lineage: Eukaryota; Fungi; Ascomycota; Eurotiomycetes; Onygenales; Onygenaceae.
AUGUGUCUGUCAGUGUGUUGCCAGUCCAGAUGGGCUUGGCGGCCUCUUAGCGAGCGGUCCCUCGCGGCAAUUGAUCACGUGGGGAUAAGAAACGGUUUUUGUGGUAAUUCUGGCCCCUGCACCACGCUAAAACCGUGUUUCCUGUCUGGUGCAACGGUGUUGCCGUUUUCUUCUUCCCUCCUUCUUUUUCUCCCGUCGGGUUGGAUUCGCACUCCGGCUUUCUGGUUCCUGGAAACAAUUUCCGGCUCUUCACGUUGCGCCCUAUAUGUGCCCGCUGCUAUAGCGUCGACCGGAAUCUUAUUACGGCUACUAUGCCUGCGCAGAAAAGACACCGACGUCGAACCGUUCUCCAACUGCGAUGAAACAAAGAUGCCGGUGGUGAUGAGUCCCCGUUUUGACGCUGCUGCCGCUGCUGCUUCCACUGCCCGGACAUGGCAUCCUGGGGCUUCAGAUAUCGGGCUUUGCUUGAGCAGGGAGUCAUAG